Molecule: messenger RNA, 4361 nt
Organism: Loxodonta africana (African savanna elephant)
Lineage: Eukaryota; Metazoa; Chordata; Mammalia; Proboscidea; Elephantidae
Gene: DCTN1
Product: dynactin subunit 1
Exons: 29
Coding region: 288-4037 (1249 amino acids)
Biological process (GO): nuclear migration; establishment of mitotic spindle orientation; cytoplasmic microtubule organization
Cellular component (GO): microtubule associated complex; axon; cytoplasm
Molecular function (GO): microtubule plus-end binding
Source: RefSeq, a predicted model, not a curated record
GCCGCAGAGUCCUGGGCGUCGGUCGCCGGUGGGGCUGGAGCCGGGCGCGCGGAGCCCCUGACAGGACAGGCAGAAGAACCACAGCUCAUGCACGCAGAUGAGGGACUUUGCUGUUUGUAAAGAGUCAGUGAUUUGGAAACUCAACCUCAUUGACUGCAGUGAGGCGAGCAGACAAGCCCACACUGACCACUUACUAGUCUGCUCUGCUAAGGCACCGAGAGUCAGCAAUGAGGUAGCUAGAGAGUGCCAUUCUUCACCUGGUGUACUGCCAAAGCCUGAGCCAUAGGAUGUUAAAAGAGACGCCCAGUGGCAGCAGGAUGAGCGCAGAGGCAAGCGCCCGGCCUCUGCGAGUGGGCUCCCGUGUGGAGGUGAUUGGAAAAGGCUACCGAGGCACUGUUGCCUAUGUUGGAGCCACACUCUUCGCCACUGGCAAAUGGGUAGGCGUGAUCCUGGAUGAAGCAAAGGGCAAGAAUGAUGGAACCGUCCAAGGCAGGAAGUACUUCACAUGUGACGAAGGGCAUGGUAUCUUUGUGCGCCAGUCCCAGAUCCAGAUAUUUGAAGAUGGAGCAGACACCACUUCCCCAGAGACACCAGAUUCUUCUGCCUCAAAGGUCCUCAAAAGAGAGGGAACUGAUGCAGCUGCAAAGACCAGCAAACUGCCCACUCGCCCAGCCAGCACUGGGGUGGCUGGGGCCAGUAGCUCCCUGGGCCCCUCUGGCUCAGCAUCUGCAGGUGAGCUGAGCAGCAGCGAGCCCAGCACCCCAGCUCAGACUCCGCUGGCAGCACCCAUCAUCCCCACGCCGGUCCUCACCUCCCCUGGAGCAGCCCCCCCACUUCUGUCCCCCUCCAAGGAGGAGGAGGGGCUGCGAGCCCAGGUGCGGGAUCUGGAGGAGAAGCUGGAGACCCUACGUCUGAAACGGGCAGAAGACAAGGCAAAGCUGAAAGAGCUGGAGAAACACAAGAUCCAGUUGGAGCAGGUGCAGGAAUGGAAGAGCAAAAUGCAGGAGCAGCAGGCGGACCUGCAGCGGCGCCUCAAGGAGGCGCGGAAGGAAGCCAAGGAGGCGCUGGAGGCAAAGGAGCGCUACAUGGAGGAGAUGGCUGACACUGCCGAUGCCAUCGAGAUGGCCACUCUGGACAAGGAGAUGGCUGAAGAGCGGGCUGAAUCCUUGCAGCAGGAGGUGGAGGCACUGAAGGAGCGGGUGGACGAGCUCACCACUGACUUAGAGAUCCUCAAGGCUGAGAUUGAAGAGAAGGGCUCAGAUGGGGCUGCGUCCAGUUACCAGCUCAAGCAGCUCGAGGAGCAGAAUGCCCGCCUAAAGGAUGCCCUGGUGAGGAUGCGGGAUCUUUCUUCCUCAGAGAAGCAGGAGCAUGUGAAGCUCCAGAAACUCAUGGAAAAGAAGAACCAAGAGUUGGAAGUUGUGAGGCAACAGCGAGAGCGUCUACAGGAGGAGCUGAGCCAGGCAGAGAGCACCAUUGAUGAGCUCAAGGAGCAGGUGGAUGCUGCUCUGGGAGCCGAGGAGAUGGUGGAGAUGCUGACAGACCGGAACCUGAAUCUGGAAGAGAAAGUGCGGGAGUUGAGAGAGACCGUGGGGGACUUGGAAGCAAUGAAUGAGAUGAAUGAUGAGCUACAGGAGAACGCGCGUGAGACAGAACUGGAGCUGCGGGAGCAGCUGGACAUGGCAGGUGCCCGGGUGCGCGAGGCCCAGAAACGCGUGGAGGCAGCCCAGGAGACAGUUGCAGACUACCAGCAAACCAUCAAGAAAUACCGCCAGCUGACUGCCCACCUACAGGAUGUGAAUCGGGAGCUGACAAACCAGCAGGAAGCAUCUGUGGAAAGGCAGCAGCAGCCACCUCCAGAGACUUUUGACUUCAAAAUCAAGUUUGCUGAGACUAAGGCCCAUGCUAAGGCAAUUGAGAUGGAGUUGAGGCAGAUGGAGGUGGCCCAGGCCAACCGGCACAUGUCCCUGCUGACAGCCUUCAUGCCCGACAGCUUCCUUCGGCCAGGUGGGGACCAUGACUGUGUCCUGGUGCUGCUGCUCAUGCCCCGUCUCAUUUGCAAGGCCGAGUUGAUCCGGAAACAGGCCCAGGAGAAGUUUGAACUAAGUGAAAACUGUUCAGAGCGGCCCGGGCUGCGAGGAGCUGCGGGGGAACAGCUCAGUUUUGCUGCUGGGCUGGUGUACUCGCUGAGCCUGCUGCAGGCCACACUACACCGCUACGAGCAUGCCCUCUCUCAGUGUGGUGUGGAUGUGUAUAAGAAGGUGGGUAGCCUGUACCCUGAGAUGAGUGCCCAUGAGCGCUCCUUGGAUUUCCUCAUUGAGCUGCUGCACAAGGAUCAGCUGGACGAGACAGUUAACGUGGAGCCUCUCACCAAGGCCAUCAAGUACUACCAGCAUCUGUAUAGCAUCCACCUUGCCGAACAGCCUGAGGACUGUACCAUGCAGCUGGCCGACCACAUUAAGUUCACCCAGAGUGCCCUGGACUGCAUGAGCGUGGAGGUGGGACGGCUGCGUGCCUUUCUGCAAAGUGGGCAGGAGGCUUCAGAUAUCGCCCUCCUGCUCCGGGACCUGGAAACAUCGUGCAGCGACACCCGCCAGUUCUGUAAGAAGAUCCGGAGGCGGAUGCCAGGGACGGAUGCUCCUGGGAUUCCAGCUGCUGUGGCCUUUGGAGCACAGGUAUCUGACACACUCCUAGACUGCAGGAAACACCUGACGUGGGUGGUGGCCGUGCUGCAGGAGGUGGCAGCUGCUGCCGCCCAGCUCAUUGCCCCGCUGGCAGAGAACGAGGGGCUGCCUGUAGCUACCCUGGAGGAGCUGGCUUUCAAAGCAAAUGAGCAGAUCUACGGGAGCUCCUCUAGCACCCCCUAUGAGUGUCUGCGCCAGUCGUGCAGCGUCCUCAUCAGCACAAUGAACAAGCUGGCCACAGCCAUGCAGGAGGGGGAGUACGACGCCGAGCGGCCCCCCAGCAAGCCUCCCCCGGUUGAGCUGCGGGCCGCUGCCCUUCGUGCCGAGAUCACGGAUGCUGAAGGCCUGGGCUUGAAGCUUGAAGAUCGAGAGACGGUUAUCAAGGAGCUGAAGAAGUCACUCAAGAUCAAGGGAGAAGAACUGAGUGAGGCCAAUGUACGGCUCAGCCUCCUGGAGAAGAAGCUGGACAGUGCUGCCAAAGAUGCGGACGAGCGGAUCGACAGAGUCCAGACUCGGCUAGAGGAGACCCAGGCGCUGCUGCGGAAGAAGGAGAAAGAAUUUGAGGAGACGAUGGAUGCUCUCCAGGCUGACAUCGACCAGCUGGAAGCAGAGAAGGCGGAGCUAAAGCUGCGACUGAACAGCCAGUCCAAGCGCACCAUCGAGGGGCUCCGGGGGCCCCCUCCCUCAGGCAUAGCUACCCUCGUUUCUGGCAUCGCUGGUGCAGGAGCCCCUGGGCAGGCUCCGGGCUCCGUGGCAGGCCCAGGCCUGGUGAAGGACUCACCACUGCUGCUUCAGCAAAUCUCUGCCAUGAGGCUGCACAUCUCCCAGCUCCAGCAUGAGAACAGCGUCCUCAAGGGAGCCCAGAUGAAGGCAGCCUUGGCAGCCCUACCCCCUUUGCAUGUGGCAAAGGUGUCCCUCCCACCUCACGAAGGCCCUGGCGGUGAUAUAGCAGCUGGAGCACUCUAUCGUAAGACCAGCCAGCUGCUGGAGACAGUGAAUCAGCUGAGCACGCACACCCACGUGGUAGACAUCACCCGCACCAGCCCCGCUGCCAAGAGCCCAUCGGCCCAGCUCCUGGAGCAGGUGGCUCAGCUCAAGUCCCUAAGUGACACCAUCGAGAAGCUCAAGGAUGAGGUCUUCAAGGAGACGGUAUCUCAGCGCCCUGGAGCCACAGUCCCCACUGACUUUGCCACCUUCCCUUCCUCAGCCUUCCUCAGGGCCAAGGAGGAGCAGCAGGAAGACACAGUCUACGUGGGCAAAGUGACCUUCUCAUGUGCAGCUGGCCUUGGACAGCGACACCGGCUGGUGCUGACCCAGGAGCAGCUGCGCCGGCUUCACGGCCGCCUCAUCUCCUGAGCCCUCCGGCCACUGCUGUCCCUUUCUCAGCUCUCCGGGUGCCGCUCUGCCCAAUGCAGAGCCACCUCAGCCAGCCCCCAGGUAGAACCAUGUGUGUCAAGCUGUUCCUCUGCCCUUCACCUUCGCCCCAUCCCACCAGUGCCCCCACCCCAGGUUCUCCCAUUCCCUGGCUUCUGCCAGAAUUUGCUGUUCAGCUGCUCCCUCUUUCCUGAGGGGCCUCAGGGCAUGUGGGGGGCAGGCUGAGGCCCCACCGCCAAAGGUUGAGUGAGGUCCCCCUCCCUGAUUGAGGACUUCGCCCUUUGAUUAAAGCAACUUCUGCUUCAA